GGCUGAUGGCACACCACACCGUUCAGGCAACUGUACAAAGGACCAAGUAUACGACAGCGGAUAACGACGACGCUAUCUCACACCAUGAAGGUAUCCGUCUGUCUGCCUAUCGAUUCAUGUAUCGUCUGCAGCAGUGAUGCCCAUGAAAGGUGUGAGCUCCGUUGUGUGUAGCCACGGGCACCAGCGGCUGUCCGGUUCCACGCCCUCAGCUGCGCACUCAGCAGCUCACAACUUACACGAGCUGGUCACUGUUUUGGACACGGUAACGACCCCAGUCAAAUAACAUCACCCUUCCGCAGCCCCGCCGUCCUCCUCUCCGUCGCCAUCAGCCGUGCCUUGAUCGCGAUUGGCAGAGGAGGGCGGCGGCAGCAUAGACAGAAAAGACGGACGGCCACUGCGCGGAUGAGACGGCGCUGAUUCACUCGCAGCGGCGGCAGCAGCCGGCUUCUCGACAUCGACUGGCAGAUAGCUCGUGUCGAUGGGAAUCAUGGAAUCAUCUUCAUCCUUCUCCUCGCCGAAGUCCAGUUCUUCAACAUCAGCAGCAUUUUCUUGCCUGUCCUCUGGCUCCCUCGGCUGGUCCUCCUCCUCCUCGCGCUGCCUCUUGCGCGUGCUCCUGACGCCAGGCCGAUAGGUGGGUCUUGGGAUGUUGGGGUGGCGGGCGUACUCUGCUGCCCAGGGGUCAGCGAAGACGCUGUCCACCGCAUGGGAAGGCAGCGAGCCGUGAGAGGAGCAGCGAGCGGAGGGGGUGAAGGGCCGACGGCCGCCACCUGAUCCCACAAUAGAGCAACAGACCGACAGUCCCGCACGUGCUGUGCGUAUGUGUCACUCAUCUGGUUUGGCGACUUACGAGUCAUUCCUCUUCCUCCGCGGCCACCUCUGUGGCCUCUGAAGCCUCCUCUGCCCCGACCAUCCCCACCUCUGCGUCGGAACCCACGCUCUCCCCGUCCGCCGCGGCCGAACGAUAUCUCAAAAGAUGGCUGAAGAAUCAUUGGCGGAGCGUGGCUCAUCUGGGGUGGGAAAGCAGGAGCACCAGCCAUGGC
Messenger RNA from Vitrella brassicaformis, 1040 nucleotides. Lineage: Eukaryota; Vitrellaceae. The record is from the annotation of a GenBank genome assembly.